CGGCGCGGCGGGGACGGCGGGCGACUCGGGCGGCGGCCGUGGCGGCAGCGGUCGCCCCGCCGUGGGAGGCUAUGGGGGCGCGCGCUUCCUCUGGGUGCCCAGCCAGCGGCCCGGAGCGCCCUGACCCGUUGCUGUAGGGAGCGGCCGCGGAGCAGUCACUCGCUAAAGCCCCCCGGGAGCCACUCGUCUCGGCCCCUGGCUCGCCGUGCCUCUCCCGGACUCCCGGGGCGUGGAAGAGGAACCGUACUCCCGAGCGCGGCGCGGAGCAUGGGGAGAGCGGCUGCCGCAGGAGGAGGCGCUGGAGCGGCGCGCCGGUGGCUCCCUUGGCUGGGGCUCUGCUUCUGGGCGGCGGGGGCUGCGGCUGCCCGAGGAACCGACAAUGGCGAAGCUCUCCCUGAAUCCAUCCCAUCAGCUCCUGGGACACUGCCUCAUUUCAUAGAGGAGCCAGAUGAUGCUUAUAUCGUCAAGAGCAACCCCAUUGCACUGAGGUGCAAAGCAAGGCCAGCCAUGCAGAUAUUCUUCAAAUGCAAUGGCGAGUGGGUCCAUCAAAAUGAGCAUGUCUCUGAGGAGAGUCUGGACGAGAGUUCAGGCUUGAAGGUCCGGGAGGUGUUUAUCAACGUCACCAGGCAGCAGGUGGAGGACUUCCACGGGCCAGAGGACUAUUGGUGCCAGUGUGUGGCGUGGAGCCACUUGGGGACCUCCAAGAGCAGGAAGGCCUCCGUGCGCAUAGCCUAUUUACGGAAAAACUUUGAACAAGAUCCACAGGGAAGGGAGGUUCCCAUUGAAGGCAUGAUCGUGCUGCAUUGCCGCCCGCCGGAGGGAGUCCCUGCUGCCGAGGUGGAAUGGCUGAAAAAUGAGGAGCCUAUUGACUCUGAACAAGAUGAGAACAUUGACACCAGGGCUGACCACAACCUCAUUAUCAGGCAGGCCCGACUUUCAGACUCAGGGAAUUAUACCUGCAUGGCAGCCAACAUCGUGGCCAAGAGGAGGAGCCUGUCAGCCACAGUGGUGGUUUAUGUGAAUGGAGGCUGGUCUUCCUGGACAGAGUGGUCAGCCUGCAAUGUUCGCUGUGGUAGAGGAUGGCAGAAACGUUCCCGGACCUGCACCAACCCAGCUCCUCUCAAUGGUGGGGCCUUUUGUGAGGGCAUGUCAGUGCAGAAAAUAACCUGCACUUCUCUUUGUCCUGUGGACGGGAGCUGGGAAGUGUGGAGCGAGUGGUCAGUCUGUAGUCCGGAGUGUGAGCAUUUGCGGAUCCGGGAGUGCACGGCUCCGGCCCCAAGAAACGGGGGCAAGUUCUGUGAAGGUCUAAGCCAGGAAUCCGAGAACUGCACGGAUGGUCUCUGCAUUCUAGAUAAAAAACCUCUUCAUGAAAUAAAACCCCAAAGCAUUGAGAAUGCCAGCGACAUUGCUUUGUACUCGGGCUUGGGCGCCGCAGUCGUGGCUGUUGCAGUCCUGGUCAUUGGCGUCACCCUUUAUAGACGGAGCCAGAGUGACUAUGGCGUGGACGUCAUUGACUCUUCUGCAUUGACAGGUGGCUUCCAGACCUUCAACUUCAAAACAGUCCGUCAAGGUAACUCCCUGCUCCUGAAUUCCUCCAUGCAACCAGACCUAGCAGUGAGCCGAACAUACAGUGGGCCCAUCUGUCUGCAGGACCCUCUGGACAAGGAACUCAUGACGGAGUCCUCACUCUUUAACCCUUUGUCGGACAUCAAAGUCAAAGUUCAGAGCUCCUUCAUGGUUUCGCUGGGAGUGUCUGAGAGAGCCGAGUACCAUGGCAAGAAUCAUUCUGGGACUUUUCCCCAUGGAAACAAUCGCAGCUUUACUACAAUGCACCCCAGAAAUAAAACACCCUAUAUCCAAAAUCUGUCAUCACUGCCCUCGAGGACAGAACUGAGGACCACUGGUGUCUUUGGCCAUUUGGGAGGACGCUUAGUAAUGCCUAAUACAGGGGUGAGUUUACUCAUACCACAUGGCGCCAUCCCAGAGGAGAAUUCCUGGGAGAUUUAUAUGUCCAUCAACCAAGGUGAACCCAGCCUCCAGUCUGAUGGAUCUGAGGUGCUCCUGAGUCCUGAAGUCACCUGUGGUCCCCCAGACAUAAUUGUCACCACCCCCUUUGCACUGACCAUACCACACUGUGCAGACGUCAGUUCUGAGCACUGGAAUAUCCAUUUAAAGAAGAGGACACAACAGGGCAAGUGGGAGGAAGUCAUGUCAGUGGAGGAUGAAUCCACAUCCUGUUACUGCCUUUUGGACCCCUUUGCCUGCCAUGUGCUGCUAGAUAGCUUUGGGACAUAUGCCCUCACUGGAGAACCAAUCACAGACUGUGCCGUGAAGCAACUCAAGGUGGCGGUUUUUGGCUGCAUGUCCUGUAACUCUCUGGAUUACCAUUUGAGAGUCUACUGUGUGGACAAUACCCCUUGUGCAUUUCAGGAAGUGGUUUCAGAUGAGAGGCAUCACGGUGGACAGCUCCUGGAAGAACCCAAGUUGCUGCAUUUCAAAGGGAAUACCUUUAGUCUUCAGAUCUCUGUCCUUGAUAUCCCCCCAUUCCUCUGGAGAAUUAAACCAUUCACUGCAUGCCAGGAAGUCCCGUUCUCCCGUGUGUGGUGCAGUAACCGGCAGCCCCUGCACUGUGCCUUCUCCCUGGAGCGCUACACGCCCACCACCACCCAGCUGUCCUGCAAAAUCUGCAUCCGGCAGCUCAAAGGCCAUGAACAGAUCCUCCAAGUGCAGACAUCAAUCCUAGAGAGUGAAAGAGAAACCAUCACUUUCUUUGCACAAGAGGACAGCACUUUCCCUGCACAGACUGGCCCCAAAGCCUUCAAAAUUCCCUACUCCAUCAGACAGCGAAUUUGUGCUACAUUUGAUACCCCCAAUGCCAAAGGCAAGGACUGGCAGAUGUUAGCACAGAAAAACAGCAUCAACAGGAAUUUAUCUUAUUUUGCUACACAAAGUAGCCCCUCUGCUGUCAUUUUGAACCUGUGGGAAGCUCGUCAUCAGCACGAUGGUGACCUUGACUCCCUGGCCUGUGCCCUUGAAGAGAUUGGGAGGACACACACGAAACUCUCAAACAUUACAGAAUCCCAGCUCGAUGAAGCCGACUUCAACUACAGCAGGCAAAAUGGACUCUAGUCCACUUCCUCUCAUGAGACAGAGCGACGGCCAGCUUCGGGACAUUUGCUUUAAAUGGGAAAGAAAGAGGCAGCUUUCUGCCCAGUGCCAUUUGGAGAGUUCAGCCUUCAUUUACAAUCAGUGAGAAUCCCUGGUUGAAAAAUUGAAUUUUAUAUAGGUAAAAUACGUUAAUAGGGAAAAGCAGAAGCUCUCUUAAAUGUAAGAGGGCUCUACUGUCUCCUCUGAAUCCACACUUGGGUUAACACUUGAUGAACUUCUCAUAUUUGGAGUGGCAAGGAUAAAAGAGAGGGCAUAUCUAGAGAAAAGUCACUGAGGGAAAAGAUGAGCUACAAUAAAGCUGGGAGGGCCGAGAUUGAAUAAGUGCAUGUUUUGUAACAGGUUUUUAAUGAUGUGCCCCAAAGGGCCAGCUGAUUCUGGUAUCAGAUUGUCAGAGUCUUCUACCGACUGGCAUCUGUGAUGUCAGCGAUCAUUGUAAAACUGGCUUUUAGAAGUAAAACAGGGUUGCUAACCCAUUUGACUUCAACAACGUCAAGGAGGGCAUUUAGAAUUUAGAAUCUGACUACAUCACACCAGCACCAAUUCCCUAUUUAUUCUAGCCACUUAAUGGAAAUAAGAUUGAGAGGUUAGAUAGACCACAAACUGGUUCUUGCAGUGUACCCCACCAUCAUUUUCUCCAAGGACAAAUCUACCCCCAUUCUUCUCCUUCUUUACCCAUUACAGUAGAGGAGAGGUUUCAAGGAGCAUAAUUAGACUUUUCAAUAUGAAAAUUUACUUCUUCUAGCUCAACAAACCAGGACCAUCUCUAUUCCCAGCUAAGCCACUCAAAAUACAGAGUGCUAUUAGAACACAGCUUUAUUACACGGAUUUGGAGACAAAAGUGGUCAAAUCAGAUCCAAGGAAACAAAGGAACUGCAGAUGCCACAGGCCUCAAAUAAGCUGUAAUUCUAGGAUGCAGGUGUUGAUCUGGUUCCCCAACCUUGUUAUAAGGGGAUGUGGGGUUUCACUGUACUUUUCAAUCCAGGUUCUUGAAAUUUUCUAGCCUUUUGGUAUUAUGUUAUCACAAAAUCUUUCCGUAGGGCUAUAGGUCUUCCUCCUUUUGCCUCUUGGGAAAUUACCAGAUAGUCUUUGCUCUAAAUGAUAUCUGAGUCAAUAGACCUGAGGAAUACCUCUACCACAGUGUUCCAGAAACCACACGCAUUGUUCAGGGAGCCUUCAAGCUCUGAUAAGUCAACUUCACCAAGUAUGCUUUCUCUACAGGACCAUUAACAUAUUACUUUAUGUUUUAAAUAAAAGACAAUGACAUUGUGGAGAAAUGAAAUCCACAGAUAAUUCAUGACCCCUGUCUUAACACUUUAUUCCAUGUUUUAUCCUAUUAAAUCAUUUCUGACAAGCUGUCCUAGUAGACUAAAGACGAACAGCUCUGCUCCUGCUCGUCUUCUGGUGGAUGUUUUAAUUAGCUGUCCAUAAUCAGGACAACUGAAGUCAAGGACCUAGAUUAACCACAAGGCUUAUCAAUUACUUAGGGGUUGGCUGUUUUAGAAUAAAAUAAAAAUAGAGACUGGGGGAGGUGGGGAGUACUUGGCAGUGGGUAUAUGGUCAAUUUUUUUAAGCAAUGUUUUUGUAGAUCCCAUGUAAAAAAACAAAAAAAUGUUGUGAAUCUACACCUAAGUGAAAAAGACCUAAAGAUAGGUUGAAUUAUGAUACCAUGGGUAAGGCAUUGAAGAACUCUUGAAUGUGUUGGCCAUUUUCUCUAACGAAUGUAUGGUAUAUAUGGUCCCCUGUAUUUGAUAAAAGGCUGUGCUACAUGAAAUUCAAAAGCAUCUUGCUUUUCUCAGGAACCAAAGGCAUAUUAUCUAGAACAAACAAAUCCCCUUAGAACUGUCAAGCAUAUUUUCACAAUACCAUAUCUAGAUCAGGAAAACAUCCUUUUGCUAGUUUGAUCAACUUGUUUACUUCUUGGAGGGAGCAAGAGAGAGAAAGCAUGAAAGUGUAAAUCAUUUGACAUCCCUGAUACAAUUUCUGAAAGAGAAAGAAGUGGAAGUGGAUGGUCAGUCACCCAAAAUAAACUCGAGAGUUGAUUGGCAUGGGUGAUAUGCAGAAAGAAUCUGCAUUAACUGUUGAAUAGUAACUUGUAGAAAACACAGUAUAGAGCUUAUGUUCCUAUCCAUCUUGGACGAUUUUUAUUUUAAAUCAUCCUACCCAUUUUUACUCUUCUCUUCUCAUUGGCCUUAUAAUUAUUUCAUCUUUCUAUGAAUCCACACAGAUCCUUUUUAGAUUUUUGAUACAUUUUUAUAUUCUAAAACAGAUGAAAAAUUUUAAUGUUUUCCCUAGAAUCUAUGUAGAUGCUUAUUUUAAGAUAAUAAGAGAUUAUUAUCAAUCCCUGAAUGUCUAGACUUUCCUCCCAUGGAUUUUUUUUUUUUUUUUUUUGGCCUGGGUUUUAUAAAUGCACUUGAUCAUCAUAUCAUAUUGAGUGACAGAGGAAGCAAAUUAACACGAUUCAUCUCUGAUUUCAGCCCAAAGUUCAAAUCUAUCUUUCAGUCCAUUUUGCUCCUCUUUACAU
Diceros bicornis minor is the source of this 5689-nucleotide messenger RNA. It is a transcript of the gene UNC5D, whose product is annotated as unc-5 netrin receptor D. The transcript is spliced from 17 exons. Gene Ontology annotation, molecular function: netrin receptor activity; protein binding. The record is from RefSeq and is a predicted model, not a curated record. Gene Ontology annotation, cellular component: membrane. Gene Ontology annotation, biological process: netrin-activated signaling pathway. Lineage: Eukaryota; Metazoa; Chordata; Mammalia; Perissodactyla; Rhinocerotidae. Bases 268 to 3129 code for a protein of 953 amino acids.